UUAGGCUAGUUCCUUUUGCCGAUCCCCGCAGUAGGGCUGCAGCACCAAGAAGUGAACCUCCCCCCCGACCUCCGCCGCGGCAGCAACUCGACAAGCACCGCAGCCAUGUCGACGGCGACUAGCGGGCCCCGGUUUCCCUCGCAAGAGCCCUCAUCGGAGCGUUCGGAGAGAAAAAGGAAGAGGAGGAGGAGAUCCAUCAAAGCAGGGGAGGAAACCUCGACCGAGGACGCCGUUACGAGGAUCAGCGAGGACGAGGAGAAGGAGACGAAGAAGAAGAGGGAGGAUGAGGACGAGGAGGUGGUCUCCUCUGCGCCCAGCUCUCCACUCUACGAGCCCUGCCUCCCCGGCGACGACCCGGACCCUCCACCGGAGUUGAUCGAGGCAUUGGAGCGUGCAGAACACGAUUACGAAACAAAAAUGGACCGCUACGGGGACUUGAUCACCGUCGGAUACUGCAGACCUUCGCACAUGUUUUUCAAUCCGGAGCUUCUCCCUGUCGCUGAACCUGCAACAAAGGCAGUGCUUUUGGCUGCCAGAUUUGUUAUUGGGCUUUCCUCCUCCUUUGGUACUAUGUAACACCGCUAAUCUUAUU
Lolium perenne is the source of this 592-nucleotide messenger RNA. NCBI's taxonomy places the organism in Eukaryota, Viridiplantae, Streptophyta, Magnoliopsida, Poales, Poaceae. The record is from RefSeq and is a predicted model, not a curated record.